AUGGAAAAACUGUUGAAAAAAGUUAAAGAUUGGCGGAGUGUCUCCAGAAAUGCUGAACCGGAGCUCAGCAGGAGUCAGUAUUCCCUGGUUUCCACGGGCGAGCUGACAGCAGAGGCCCUUCAGGUCUGGUUGAAGUUGCCGAGGAAGAUAAAGUAUGAUCCGGACCUGGAGCCCUUUCAGAAGAGAUACGAGAAAGAAAUCGCCCAAUCAGAUAUACCAUUAGAACAGAAUGGUGCGCGGGAGUCGAAGAGGUUGCCCCUCGUGAAAUCUGCUCCUCAUCUCAACAACAACAAGGAGGAUGGCCAAGCCUUCGAUGGUAUUGAUGAGAAGCCCAAUGAUGAGAGCCUCGGUCACAAAUCGUCAGAGAAACAAAGUAAGUUGGCCCAGACUGGUCACUACAUCAAAAUGUCCUUCCUUCUGGGCUGUUGGACGUUCUUCACGCUUGCCUUCCUGAUGUACAAUGAGAAGGAGCAUAUUACGAGGCAAUCAGCGUUAUAUCCUGGGGAGACGAAAACUUUCUCCCUGAACGUGUCCAGGAAUGACUUAGCAGUUCACUUAAAACUGAAAGGACCAUUUUUGACAGAACAAUCUGAAGAUAAAAUAAAUGGAAGUGAAUUCAAAAAGUCCAAUAAAUUUGUUGUAUGGUUGGAGCAAAUGAGUACUGGUAUGGUCUCAAAACCAUGGCCAAUCGUACUCCAAGACGGGGACUUUGAUUUUUCAAUCGGCGAAUCAAGAUCGUCCGUACUCAAAAUUUCGACGAAUAGCAGCGCAGAUAUUUCAUUACGUAUGACCUCAACGGCCAAUGAGAGCGCGCCGUUUACAAUUACUUACACAAUUGAUCCAAUCGAUGCCGCAACUGGUGUGAUUUACGCUUGUAUCCUGCUCUGUGGACUGUAUGUACUGAUUAUUUUUGAGGUCAUUAACCGAACGAUGGCAGCAGUCAUAAUAGCCACAGCUGCGCUUGGGGUGAUAUCCAUACUUGGGGAAAGACCGAGUCUGCCAGAACUGAUCUCGUGGCUGGAUGUGGAGACCCUGCUGCUACUGUUCAGCAUGAUGAUUCUGGUUGCGAUAAUGGCGGAAACUGGGAUGUUUGACUUCUUGGCUGUUUAUACAUUUGAGGUAACUAAAGGCAAGCUAUGGCCACUUAUCACGGUUCUAUGCGCUAUCACAGCUCUUCUGUCAACAUUUCUAGAUAACGUCACCACUGUGUUGCUCAUGACACCUGUCACUAUCAGACUUUGUGAGGUAAUGGAUAUGGAUCCUGUACCAAUAUUGAUGUCGAUGGUGCUCUUCAGUAACAUUGGAGGUACAGCCACUCCAGUAGGAGACCCGCCGAAUGUUAUUAUAGCUUCGAAUCGGGCAGUAGUGCUAGCAGGCAUCAACUUCACGAACUUCACGAUGCAUAUGACCCUGGGUAUUUUAUUGGUCUGCAUACAAACGUACUUUCAGCUCCGAUUCAUCUACAGGGACACGAGCAAGCUCAGACUAAAUGUCCCAAGGGAGAUACAAGAUUUACGCCACCAAAUAUCUAUAUGGCGAAGGGCGAUAGAAUCUCUUCCUCACCUGAGCAAAGACACGCACGUCGUCAGAGAAAGACUUGAAAGAAAGAUGCGGAAGCUGAACGCUCAACUGGAGGUGAUGAUAAAAGAGAGCAGUAAGAGAGUCUGUCCCAAGGAUACCUUCCAUACAACCCUGACACAACUUAAGGAUAAGUACAAAAUUCGUGACAAGCCACUCCUGCUGAAGGCAACAUUUGCUAUCACUUUCGUCGUGGUUGUCUUCUUCCUGCACUCCAUACCAGAACUAAACAGGGUGUCCCUAGGCUGGACAGCACUCCUUGGUGCCAUAUUGCUUCUCACGCUGGCAGAUCGAGAGGACCUGGAGCCGAUACUGCAUAGAGUUGAAUGGUCCACGCUUCUGUUCUUCGCUGCUCUUUUUGUGCUAAUGGAGGCGUUGUCAAAGCUGGGGCUAAUAGAAUUUAUCGGAGGUUUGACGGAAGCACUUAUUCUGAAAGUUGAUGAGGGAUCACGACUGGCCGUUGCAUUGAUUUUACUGCUAUGGGUAUCGGGUGUCUCAUCAGCGUUUGUUGAUAACAUACCACUGACAACGAUGAUGGUACGAGUUGUGACUGCUUUAGGAUCCAAUCCGACACUGAAUCUGCCCAUACAGCCUCUCAUCUGGGCGUUGUCGUUUGGCGCCUGUCUGGGGGGAAACGGGACCCUAAUCGGCGCAAGCGCGAAUGUAGUAUGCGCAGGAGUGGCCGAGCAACACGGGUACAAGAUUUCAUUCGUUCAAUUCUUCAAGAUCGGAUUUCCGGUUAUGAUCGGCCAUCUUAUUGUGGCUACAGCGUAUUUACUUUUGUGUCAUUGUGUUUUUACCUGGCAUUAA
Messenger RNA from Pieris macdunnoughi, 2388 nucleotides. NCBI's taxonomy places the organism in Eukaryota, Metazoa, Arthropoda, Insecta, Lepidoptera, Pieridae. The record is from the annotation of a GenBank genome assembly.